GUUGUGUGGUGCUGUGCCAUGCUUGUUCACUUCCUUCAAGGUGCAAACGCAUUUGUGGGUGCAAGAAAAUUGUUCUGAGGAAGGAGCAUAACUCUUCACUUGUUCCGCAUCUCGUGUCUGCUCUUCAUCUGUGCAUUCCACUUGACUACCGCGUCAAUGAGAGACUUGUUGCAACUGAAUGGGAGUGACAGGGUAGAUGAUCCAGGGGAAGGCCCGAGCGGGAGUAGAUCCUAUCCAAUGCGCCAUGAAAUAUUCUCCCCAUCGAGGGAACGAAUGACGGGUGAUGACGAUGUGAUCCAGUUUCGGGAGGAAGACGAUGAGGUUUCCAACGAUGAGGCGCCGAUUGGAGAGGGAGGAAUAAGUGUUGCAGCCGUCUUGGCUGCAGAGGAAAAUUUGGACACAGACAGUCAUAUUGCCUAUUUACAAGAGCCAUAUGAAGGAGUGGAUGUUCAAGUGCACCAAGAAGAUCAGGAGGGUGCCAAGGACGAAGAAAUCGACAUUCCUCUUAAGGUUAGGCCUAUAGCUGAUGACAGUGGAGAAGACAGUGAUGAUGAUGAUGUUAAAGGUGCUGGUGAUUUGGGGGCUUAUAAUCCUGCUGAUUAUGAACAUUUGGCAGUGUCUGGAGAGAUUAAAGAAUUGUUCCAACUAAUCACAAGAUAUACACCACAGACGAUUGAUUUGGAGCAUCGCCUGAAGCCAUUCAUUCCAGACUACAUUCCUGCUGUUGGUGAUAUAGAUGCUUUCAUCAAAAUUCCUCGACCUGAUGGUGCUGCUGACACCUUGGGCUUGACAAUCCUGGAUGAGCCUGCUUUGAAGCAGAGUGACCCUACUGUCCUUGAUCUCACUCUCAGAGCUGUUGCCAAGCAGAGCUCAGCCAAAGCUAUCGCAGUGAAGUCAAUUGAUGAUGCUGAGAAGAACCCCAAAGCUAUUGAAAAAUGGAUAAAGGAUAUAAGUGACCUUCACCGCUCCAAGCCUCCACCCACUGUCCACUAUACCAAGCAAAUGCCAGAUAUUGAUUCCCUGAUGCAAGAAUGGCCUGGAGAAUUUGAAGAUUUGCUGCGAGAAGUAGGUCUUCCUACAGCUGAUCUGGAUUGCAGUCUCUCAGAAUACACAGACAUUGUUUGCUCUUUAUUGGAUAUCCCCGUGUACAAGUCUCGGGUUCAGUCCCUGCAUGUGCUGUUCACCCUUUAUUCUGCUUUCAAGCAAUCUCAGCAUUUCCAGACCUUUGGUCAAGACAAGGUCAUUGAGGAGCCAGAUCACCUGAACAUGUUGGCUGUAUUUCCUUUGCCCAGAACCUUCAGUGUCACUGGCUCCUCAUAUUGUGCACCUGACACGCAAGAGUUUGAACUCGACAAAAUGGGUCGCAUAUUCCUUGAACACAUUGGAGGUGCUCGUCUCUUCUCAUGUGCAACAUGUGAAACAGUGCUUACAAACCGAAGUGAACUUAUUAGCACACGAUUCACAGGUGCCACUGGUCGAGCCUUCCUUUUCAACAAGGUUGUCAACUUGAAGUAUAGUGAAGUUCAAGACAGAGUAAUGCUGACUGGCCGCCACAUGGUUCGAGAUGUGUCUUGCAAAAACUGUAAUGCAAAAUUGGGUUGGAUUUAUGAGUUUGCAACUGAAGAAACCCAGAGGUACAAAGAGGGGCGAGUUAUCCUUGAGAGAGCCCUUGUCACUGAGAGUGAGGGAAUGGAGGAGCAUUCAAGUGACAACUCCUAGAGAUCCUAUGUAUGACCCAAUUAGAUUUGACCACUAUUUUUUCUUUUUCUUCUUUGUUUUGUAUGUUUCACAUUGGGCUGACAGAUGACUGAUUGUUGAGAUGAUUGGACAUGUAGUUCUGGAGGAGCUUCAUUUCUUUUCAUGAUGCCUUUCCAGACUACCAUAUAUCUGUGAUAAAUCUAAGGAAAUCUUAUCAGGGAGACACCCAUUAAAUAGAUCCCUGAGAGCAGUUGUUUUCUUCAGAGAAGACUGACUUCAAAGACAUGCUUCCAGGCCAUGUUUGAUAAAUCUAUUUGGAGGCUGUGGGACUGGGGAAUUGCACAACUACCAUGCAGAAAACUUUCCUCCCUUGGGAGGUUGAUGAUAUUGAGAACUCAUUACACAUUUGCUGUAGUUCUACUUUUCCCUGCUUACCAUAAUAAAUAGGAAAGCUUUUAUUGGGAACAGGAAUAAACUCCUCUAGCAUUUUGUGACAUCAGCUUGUGAUUAUACAACAUAUACACUGCUGAUCAACAUAUGUAGACAACAACUGAAUAUAUUGGGGAAAUUGCAGCUGUGACAUAACACUAAGAGUUUUAUGUCAUAACAGGAGAAUAUUGAAAUUCUAAUGGUAAUUUAUUAAAUGAAAACUAAAAAAUGUUUGAAAAUUUUUGAAAAAAUGGUCACUUGGCACUAGCUAUUCUAAGGGGGAGACUAGGCCAGGCCUCCCCUCUAUCCUUCACACACUGGUAAAAAUAUUUUUUUUUUUAUCAUCCAUUGUCAUCAGAAAAUUAUAUCUUCAUUUCAUAUACAUUUAUCUUCAUGUAGCUCCUGACAUCAUAAAUCUGUUUCUGUGAACCAGAUGUCAAGACCAUGUGAUAUAUGUCCUGACCAUCUCCACAAUCCAUGAAUUUAGUAUGAAGCCUGUCAAAAUGCUUAGCAAGGAGUUAUUACUCACAAAAUGAAUAUCACACACUUGCAAUACUGAUCUGUCUUGAAGAAUCUUAUGCUAUCCAUAUUUGACUUGCAUUAGCAAGCAUGUUAAAACCAAGCA
Darwinula stevensoni is the source of this 2752-nucleotide messenger RNA. NCBI's taxonomy places the organism in Eukaryota, Metazoa, Arthropoda, Ostracoda, Podocopida, Darwinulidae. The record is from the annotation of a GenBank genome assembly.